Capronia coronata CBS 617.96 is the source of this 1698-nucleotide messenger RNA. RefSeq lists its product as uncharacterized. The transcript has 5 exons. The record is from RefSeq and is a predicted model, not a curated record. The coding region runs from base 1 to 1698 and encodes 565 amino acids. Lineage: Eukaryota; Fungi; Ascomycota; Eurotiomycetes; Chaetothyriales; Herpotrichiellaceae.
AUGGUCUCAGUCGGGACAGACUGGAAAGCAUUGGCAUCCGAAAAGCGCGAUGCCGUCCUGGCGCAAAUCCCAGAUGCAUGGAAGAUACCAGGUACAAUUUCCUCCGCAGACGAAGUGCCGGACGUUACCGGUCCCUACAUCCAGCAGUUCCUAGAUGCUCGCGAAAUCAUGGUCACGGAGACCGAUGCUGUGGGGAUUGUCGAGAAGACUAGUUCUGGUGAAUGGACUGCCGUUGAAGUCACCAAAGCAUUUUGUCACAGGGCGGCUCUUGCUCAUCAAUUAGUGAAUUGCCUCCACGAGAUAUGCUUCGAUGCUGCUAUCGAGAAUGCUCAACAGCUUGACACUUAUUUUGCGGAAUAUAAACAGCCAGUCGGACCACUUCAUGGCCUACCUGUGAGCUUAAAGGAUCAAUUCCAUAUCAAAGGCAUCGAAACAACAAUGGGGUAUGUGGGCUGGAUUGGCACCUUUCAGGGCAACAAGGACGAUCCCCGAAGGUUCACCUUCGAAAGCGAACUUGUUAAAGAACUCCGAAAUCUUGGUGCUGUCCUCUACUGCAAGACUAGUGUUCCCACGACCUUGAUGACCACCGAAACGGUAAAUAAUAUUCUAGGGUAUACCUGGAAUCCGAGAAAUCGGCACCUUUCGUCGGGCGGAAGUUCUGGAGGAGAAGCUGCUCUUAUCGCCUUAAAGGGAUCUCCUGGAGGGUUUGGAACCGACAUUGGCGGCAGUGUUCGGAUACCAGCCAGUUAUAACGGUCUCUGGGGAUUACGUCCCUGUGGAAGGCUGCCUUAUGAAGGAGCUGCAACCUCGAUCGAUGGGCAAAACACGGUGUUAUCUGUGGUUGGCCCACUGAGUUCUUCCCUUGGAGGGCUGAAACUCCUGUUCAAAGCUAUUCUCCAGCAGCAGCCCUGGCUUCACGAUCCGAUGGUCAUCGAAAUACCAUGGCGUGAGCCGAUCGUGGAGGAGACUCAGAGACUCAUUACCAAAGCUAAGUCCACGCCUGGCGUUCUUGCGUUUGGUCUUUUGAGGCAUGACGGGAUUGUGCACCCAACUCCGCCAGUAGCUCGGGCACUGGGGUCUGUCGUUUCAGCGUUGAGACAAGCGGGACACAAAAUCAUCGAAUGGGACCCUCCAUCGCACAAGCUGGGAGCAAAAAUCUUGAUGGAUGCCCUGACAGCCGAUGGAGGUGCAGACGUACGCUACCAUCUUGGUCUCUCAGGCGAGCCACAACCAGAGCAGAUUGGAGUCAACCGACAGCAAGAAGAGCAAAAGAAUGUCCUCGAGGUUGCAGCAAUCAAUAUCGCCAAACGGGAGUACAAAAAGGCAUAUCUGGAGUACUGGAAUAGUACUAAAGACCUGACAGACACUGGUCGUCCCGUGGAUGCCGUCUUGUGUCCAGUCACGGCCCAUUCGCCCAUCACCCCCAACAAGAGCCGUAGUAUGGAAUAUACGCUCGUUUCUAGCUUACUGGACUACACUGCUGUUGUCAUUCCAGUCACUCAUGUCAAAAAGGAGGUCGAUCUUCCCCACACGUCAAUGGAAUACCUGAGUGAGUGGGAUAAGCUCGCCCAAACCGAAUAUGACCCUAAAGUACACUUUAAUGGGCCCGUUGGAAUACAGCUUCUUGGUCGCUGCCUUGAGGAGGAGAAAAUGCUAACAUUGGCCGAGUAUAUCAAAACAGAAGUGCUUGAUAGGUAG